AUGCCACACACCGACCACCAUGCCCUCGUCUUCGGCGCCACCGGCCUCGCUGCCUCUACAUUCUAUUCGCCCGCGUCACAGCCACCAGCAACCAACCGCCUGGUCGACGGCCCCGACACCUACUGGCCCGAUGGGGAACCAUCAGACCUCCGCAUCGUGUGUGAGCUGAACUGUGACACGAUGCAGAGGGUCGUUGGUGCUGUCAAGAAACUGGCUCCCCGCCUCAAAUCCAUUGUGUGCUCAGGUGGAACAAGAGGAUACGGCAUCAACGUGCCCAACGGGACCUUGACAGCACCACUUAAAGAGUCCAUGGCCGACAACCUCCCCGCCGACUAUGCCAAGACGGUAGCUUCCCCAUGGUUCCGGCAAUUCCUCACCGAAGCCUCCACCGGCCGCGGCUUGAUCCGAGGUGUGUCUCGACGCCGUCGUGGCUUCAGCCCCAUCGGGUCCGACUUCUCGCUCGCCCUGCACUUGGUGCAUUGCCUCUCGCUGUACGCCCGCAACCACGGCGUCGGGGAGUUCUCUCCAGCCAUGCUCGAAGUGCCCUUCCCUGGGAACGAGCAGGCGUACAAUGCGCUCUUUAUGCCCAUGAUCAACAUGGUUGACUGCACACAGCCCACGACGUUUGACCAACUCUGGCCCGCUGUUGCCUCUUGGUUGAGCCUCGUAGGCGUCGGCCCCUCCGCAGACAACACUGGGAAAUCUCCGGGCGACUAUAUCGAGGAGCACAAGCACGUAUUCGGAGAAAAGGGUCGACCGAAGGCGCUCUCGGCCGGAGUUGGUGCCGGCCACAAGCAGCUCGAAAGCGGGGGUUGGCAGCUGAAAUUCGACCGGCUCCGGGCCGUGGGGUUCACGGAGGAACGGUCGCCGGAGGAGGGAUGGCUGGAGGCAUUCGACAAGUUUCCUCUUAGAGAAUACGGGAUCCCGUCCGCUCUCCCCUAG
Messenger RNA from Ilyonectria robusta, 942 nucleotides. RefSeq lists its product as uncharacterized. NCBI's taxonomy places the organism in Eukaryota, Fungi, Ascomycota, Sordariomycetes, Hypocreales, Nectriaceae. The record is from RefSeq and is a predicted model, not a curated record. The transcript is spliced from 6 exons. Bases 1 to 942 code for a protein of 313 amino acids.